CGUGCUGAGCUGGAAAAUGGCUGUGUGUUGGAGCAGGGAGUUAUGAACGGGAAAAGAAAGAAAGAGCGAAAAGAAAGACGCGGAAUUAAGAAGUGAACUAAAGGCUUGCUGGAAGUUUAGAGCUCACAGAGAAGCCGUCGUCUGCAGACAAGCCACCACUCGGAAUCUUGUGUGCGACUUUUGCUCCGAACCCAAAAGUGCGAAGAGUCAAGAAAUAUCCGCGGGCGGUCAUUAUUCCUGCCCCAAACAUGUGGGAUAUCUGAAAGAGCCAGAGAGGAUUAGAGACCUUCCCACCCUGGCACUCGUCCGCCAAUCGGGCCACUUGAUUUAACCGCGGAGAGCCAACGACACGGGGCCUGUCACUGGGAAAACCCUUUUCCAGGCUGUUCCAGUAGCACCCAGCCAGCAGGUUUUUGCUGCUUGAAAAAGCAUGUUGCCAACGAUCUCCCUCUGUUCCAUCAUCUGGCUCAACCGGGGUAUCAAGCUGAGGAAAGUGCACCAGUCCACCAACACCGGUCAGGUGUAAAGCUGCUGCCACUGCAGACACAAAAGCAGCAGAGCUCCUCGUUAUUAACUUUUAAAAAUGCUGCUGAGCUUCGGCUGACUUCCCCUCCUUUCAUCCCCCCCGACCCCCUAAGCCACUGUACCAACACCAGACUCGAGUAACUCAGCCACAAUUUUGGUUUCAGAGGUGGAUUUCUGUCUAGCCUAACCCUGUUGUUACAGCGGGACUCAGGCCGAUCCUAAAUCCUCGAAGCGGUGGCCAUUUUACUUUUUGCCUCUGUCACAAAAUGGCGGCGGAAGGUUUCCAGUACCGUGCCCUCUACACGUUCACCAAGGACCAGGACGAGGACUUGGAUCUGCAGCCUGGAGACCUUCUUACAGUCAGCAAGGCCUCUCUGAUGUCCAUGGAGAACUACCAAGAGGGCUGCGUGGAGCACCCCGAGCGUCUGGGCUGGCUCCUCGGGUACAACGAGCGCACUAAGCAGAGAGGCGACUUCCCAGGGACGUAUGUUGAGUAUGUGGGCCCCAUCAAGAUGGCACUCCCAUCGAGUCAGCCAAGGUCCCAGCGACCCCUGCCUGCAGCUCCCAAACCAGAGUCAACUCAAGCUGUUCCUGUGCCGGACCUGAGCGAGCAGUUCACACCACCAGAGACGGCUCCCCCGGCCCUCGUCGGCCUCAUACAAGCCAUAGAAAAGAGAGGUCUGGAUUGCAAGACGUUGUACAGGACACCUAGCUCCUCAGGUUCAGAUAGUCCGGUGUACAGCCUGUGCUCUGAGAGUGACGUGGUUCAGAGGGAUCUAGGUUUCCUGUCUGAGAGCGUCCUGCAGUACCUGAGAGACCUUCCAUCACCUGUCAUCCCUGCCUGUAUCUACCCUCACCUACAAACUGCUCUCAUGCAGCAGCAUGUCCUACAGCAGUCAGCAGAUGGUGCGGUAGCUGGAAGCCACAACAGAGAAGUCAGCCUGGUGCUUGAGAACUCGACCACCGUCCCUCUCCAUCACCGUCUCACCCUGCAGUACCUCCUCACACACCUGGCUAAGGUCACUCAGGCACAGGCCAGCAAUGGCCUGGAUACAAACACGCUGGGAAAGAUCUUUGGCCCCCUGCUUAUCUGGACCGGCCCCUCCACUGCUUGGUUUCCAAUGGAUGAUGAGUUCCCCACCUUGGUGGUGGAGAAACUGCUGAUAGAGAGAACUACAGGUCAAGACCUCACUCCUCCAGUUCUCCCAGCGAAGCCUGUGAAGUCAAAAAUGACACCAUCAGCCAUGACAGACACGAGCAGCCUGCUGAAUGAUGCAGAGUGGUACUGGGGCGAAAUAUCCAGAGAGGAGGUGAAUGAGAAAAUGCGAGACACUCCAGACGGCACCUUUCUGGUCCGAGAUGCUUCAAGUAAAUUGGAGGGCGAGUACACUCUUACACUCAGGAAGGGGGGGAACAACAAGCUUAUAAAGAUUUAUCACAGAGACGCGCGGUAUGGUUUCUCAGAGCCUCUGACCUUCCUGUCUGUAGUGGAGCUCAUCAAUCACUACCGCCACGAGUCACUGGCCCAGUACAACGGCAAGUUGGACACAAAGCUUCUGUAUCCCAUCUCCAAAUACCAGCAGCUGGUGAAGGAGAACAGCAUAGAGGAGGUGGGAGAGCAACUGAAGAUCUAUCAUGAGCAGUACCAGGAGAAGAGUCGCGAGUACGACUCUCUGUACGAGGAGUACACACAUACCUCGCAGGAGCUGCAGAUGAAACGCACAGCCAUUGAAGCCUUCAACGAGACCAUCAAGAUCUUCGAAGAGCAGUUUGAGACUCAGGAGCGGUACAGCAAAGAGUCUUUGGAGAGAUUCCAGCGUGAGGGCAACGAAAAGGAAAUACAGAAAAUCCAGAGCAACUCGGAGCGUUUGCAGUCUCGUGUGAAGGAGAUCCACGACAGCAAGUGUAAGCUGGAGCAGGACCUGAGAGAGCAGGUGUCUGAUAACAGAGAGAUUGACAAGAAGAUGAACAGCCUCAAGCCAGAUCUCAUGCAGCUUCGCAAGAUCAGGGACCAGUACUUAAUAUGGUUGACGCAGAAGGGGACGAGGCAGAAGAAGAUCAACGAAUGGCUGGGUAUAAAGAACGAUGCUGAUGACUCUUUCUCACUGGAAGAAGAUGAGGGCUCACCCCACCAUGACGAGUGUACCUGGUACGUGGGCGACAUCAAGCGCACCCAGGCUGAAGAAAUGCUGAGAGGCAAAUGCGAUGGAACCUUUCUCAUCCGUGAGAGCCAGUCACAGAAGGGCUCUUACGCCUGCUCCGUAGUCGUGGACGGUGACUCCAAACACUGCGUCAUCUACAAGACAGUCACGGGGUAUGGAUUCGCCGAGCCCUACAAUCUGUAUUCGUCCCUCAAAGACCUGGUGCUUCACUACAAAAAUGUCUCCUUGGUCCAACACAACGACCAGCUGAAUGUAAAUCUAGCCUACCCAGUCCUGGCCCGCUCCCAGAAUCAGAACCAGCACCCCAGAUGAAUUAUUCACCAGCAGCAUAGGACACCAGCCAGAGUGGGAAAAUUAGACAUAUGCAUUGGGGGGGUAAAAAAAAAAAGAACUCUGGACAAUGCUUGUUCCUGUGGCAGGUAAAACAGACUCAAUUGCCAGGAUUUAAAAAAAAAAAAGAAAAAAUCAUGUAUUUUUGGCCAGAAGCUGAUGCUAAUUUCCCACAGAGUCCAGCAAAGAGCACUCCUUGCUAACAGCAUGGCUUCACAAUAAGCACACUACUACUGAUAACGAAGCACUGUACAGUUAGCCUGGCUGAUGCAGUCAGUUAAAAGCUGAUGAGAGUGGUGCAUUAGCCAGCCACACUGUCCAGUGUCGGUUAUGGAAAAAAGUGAGAAAUUCAUAGGAACAUUCAUUAUUCAGGAAAAAAGACUAAAAUACAUCAAAGGAAGGCACACACAAUGGGGUUUUGUUUUUUUUUUCUAAAUCUUUAAAAAGCGGAGAGACCAGAUGGUGGGAUGAUGGUAGAAAUUACAGGAGCCACAUUUGGUUUUUAGGGUUUGUUGGGGUUUUUUUGCCUUUAAUGCGAGAUAAAUGUCCACAGACAAAGGCCCGAUCUGUCAUUCCCAGACUGCCUGCAAACUCUCCAUAGACAAAAGCCUGAGCUGUCAUCCGAGGAAAUUACUGGCUUGCCUAAACCAGGCUGCUCGUUUCACACUUAAAGGUGGCUGAGAAAAACAAUGGGCUGGGAGUGUAGUCACUGGAGACUGAGGAGGGGAAGGGGGUGAAGAGGGUUGCUGUUUCAGGGUUUUUUUUUAAAAAAGAAAAAGAUUGAUUCAGUUAAAAGCUUGCUCAAGUGCCAUAGUAAUAGCUUUGAAUGACCACAAGCCUGUGUCACUAGAAUAAGGGGGCACGUCGAGGUUACAAACCGAAAGAGAAGGGGGGGGGGAGUAAACGGUUGUCGACAUAGACAAAGCUACAGCUUUAAACAAAAACAUACAUACACAUAGGUAUAUUUUUAUGAAAUGAUCUCUAUUUCCAACAGCUUUGGCUUGUUGCUCUCUUUCUCAGUGGGUGUCCUUUUGAUCUGACGAGGUACAACGUACAGUGAUUGCUGUAUAACAGGAUAAAAAUGCAUGGUACAUAUUUGGUGUAUUGUGAAUAUAGAAUUGUUUUUUAAUCACAGUACACUAGAUGGAGAGGUACAUUGAUAAAUGCAGUUCCACGUGAUUCAGGUUUCCUUUUAAAAUGGAAAUGGUGGAAAUACUCCUGCGUCUCUUCGUUUCAGACUUCCUUCUUCAUCCUCUGUAAUACUGUAGCACCUGUAGCCAUUGACUUAAGGCACUGUUAGUGCUCCUCCUAUGUGUCUUGUUUCUAUAUGCUAAAGACACUUGCAGAGCAUCGACCUAUGUGAUUAUUGUAUCUCGUGUACUGUAUUUACUUCAUCUCUAGUUAGAUUAGACUGUUUCCGUGGUACAGUGUCCUUGCAGAUGUUUAUUGUUUUGGAGUUUUUUUUGUUUGUUUGUUUUUUAUAUGCAAAUUUACUCACGGUACUUCUCCCUUGCGCUCGACUGUUCAUUUCAUCACAAGCUUGACUCACAGAGCUGUAGAACAUUUAUGUACAAAAAGAUAAAAGAAAGAAAGAAAGAAAGCAGUAAUAUAAAUCAUGUACAGUAUAUUUCAGACACACAUGCAGCCUGUGUAUGUGACUUUAUACGGUUCCUUCACGGAAGAUUUGCUAUGCUUUUAGAUUCUGUUUAAGGAUGCAAAUUAUCCAUCUUAAUGUGAGCCAAAUGAAGGAUGUCUUUUCAUGUAGCAAGAAUGAAAAAAGAAACAGUCCUUUUUGCCAUUUAGCAUGACCUUGGCGGUCUAAGAGAUUAUCUGGUAUGUUAUGCAUGGAGUCCUUCAUUUGGGUUGUUGUUUAUCUUUUGUUUGUUUGUUUUAACUUCGAUUAGUGGUUGAAAUUGUGCUUUUUGUAGUGAAUAUACAGUAUUCACUGGCAUGUGGUCUUACUAUGCACAACACGGUUGUAUGCAUAUAUGUUUUAGACUUGGGUUCAGUUCCCUCCCGGUGAUGUGGCGAUGAAUUUCUCCUAUUUGUUUCUCCGUGUUGGCUCGAGGUGUAGGUAGUACCGCCUCCGUUCAAUGUCACGUUCAAAGCACAGCGGCGUAGAUGCAGGGUUACUCAGUUAUAUUGAUGUUCUCAAUGAAAAUGUGGAGCUGAAAAGAGGCGUCAAAUGACGCUGCUUUUAAACUUGAUUCAUGUAGUUGGUGUUUUUUUUCCCGGAUGAACAAAUAUUAAUAUGAAUCUUUCACA
Pundamilia nyererei is the source of this 5282-nucleotide messenger RNA. It is a transcript of the gene pik3r2, whose product is annotated as phosphoinositide-3-kinase, regulatory subunit 2 (beta). Lineage: Eukaryota; Metazoa; Chordata; Actinopteri; Cichliformes; Cichlidae. The record is from RefSeq and is a predicted model, not a curated record. The coding region runs from base 792 to 2999 and encodes 735 amino acids. Gene Ontology annotation, biological process: phosphatidylinositol phosphate biosynthetic process; insulin receptor signaling pathway. Gene Ontology annotation, cellular component: phosphatidylinositol 3-kinase complex. Gene Ontology annotation, molecular function: 1-phosphatidylinositol-3-kinase regulator activity; protein binding. The transcript has 16 exons.